Mangifera indica (mango) is the source of this 4830-nucleotide messenger RNA. RefSeq names its product paired amphipathic helix protein Sin3-like 2. Lineage: Eukaryota; Viridiplantae; Streptophyta; Magnoliopsida; Sapindales; Anacardiaceae. The record is from RefSeq and is a predicted model, not a curated record. Gene Ontology annotation, biological process: negative regulation of transcription by RNA polymerase II. Bases 287 to 4552 code for a protein of 1421 amino acids. Gene Ontology annotation, molecular function: transcription corepressor activity. The transcript has 24 exons. Gene Ontology annotation, cellular component: chromatin; histone deacetylase complex.
AACAUUAACCUCCUCUCUCUCUCUCUCUCUCUCUCUCUCUCAAACAUUAAUCCACUGUUUUCGAAUCCUCUUAUAGUUUUUGACUACUGCAUACAAAACCCAUAUUUUCAAAUUUUUCAUUCAAGUCCUCGAACACGCUCUCUCUGAAAUUUCUUCUCUUUCCGUGUCUCCAUAAUCAAAACUAAAUCUUGUUCCUUCGCUUUAUGUAACCCGAUCAAACUCCAACAUUAUCCAUUUGUUUUGUUACGAAGGAUCUGUUCUUAUUUUUUACUGUUGUGAGAACGAGAUGAAGCGGAUACGGGAUGAUCCUUUUGGUGGGGGUGCACAAUUUAAGCGACCCUUUGCUGCUUCUCAUGGGGAAUCCUAUGUGCAAUCACAACCGCCUGGGGCCGGAGGGGUUGGUGGCGGCGGCAGUGGUGGUGGUGGCAGUGGAGUAGGAGGGGGAGGAGUGGUAGGAGUAGGAGGAGCAGCAGUGACUCUGGGAGUUGGAGCGUCACCAAAACUAACAACAAAUGAUGCCUUGACCUAUCUCAAGGAGGUUAAGGAUAUGUUUCAAGACCAAAGGGAAAAAUAUGAUCUGUUCCUAGAAGUCAUGAAAGAUUUCAAGGCUCAGAGAACCGACACUGCUGGUGUCAUUGCAAGGGUGAAGGAUUUAUUUAAAGGACACAACAACUUAAUUUUUGGAUUUAACACAUUCUUGCCAAAAGGAUAUGAAAUAACCCUUGAUGAGGAUGAUGCUCCACCAAAGAAAACUGUUGAAUUUGAAGAAGCAAUCAGUUUUGUAAACAAGAUAAAGAAACGUUUCCAAAAUGAUGAACAUGUCUAUAAAUCAUUCUUGGAAAUUCUGAAUAUGUAUAGGAAAGAGCACAAAGAUAUAAAUGAGGUCUAUAGUGAGGUUGCUGCUCUUUUUGAGGACCACACAGAUCUACUUGAGGAAUUUACCAGAUUUUUACCUGAUACUUCGGCACCAUCUUUAACUCACCAGGUACCGUAUGCUCGAAAUUCAGCACAGCGUGGCAAUGAGAGAAACUCUGCCAUUCCAGCGUUGCGGCAAAUGCAUGUGGACAAGCAACGUCGUCGAGAUAAAAUUAUAACUUCUCAUGAUCGUGAUCUUAGUGUUGAUCGUCCUGAGAUGGAGGAUGAUAAAGUGGUGAUGAAAUUGCAGAAGGAGCAGAGGAAGCGUGCAGAAAAAGAAAAUAAUAGGAGAAAUCGUGAUCAAGAUGAUAGAGAAAUAGAGCACGAUAACAAUAGGGACUUCAACUCGCUAGUUUUUCCUGACAAAAAGAAGCCUUCCAGAAAAGUUGAAGGUUUUGGAGCGAAUACUAACUUUGCUUCUUUUGAUGACAAAGAUACCUUAAAGAGCAUUUAUAAUCAAGGAUUCAUUUUCUGCGAUAAAGUUAAGGAGAAGUUGUGUUCAGAUGAUUACCAAGCAUUCUUAAAGUGUCUCCAUAUUUUUAACAAUGGAAUUAUCAAAAGGAAUGAUCUACAAAAUUUGGUUACUGAUUUACUUGGGAAGUAUCCGGAUCUCAUGGCCGAGUUUAAUCAUUUCUUUGAGCGUUGUGAGAAUAUUGAUGGAUUCCUUGCUGGCGUGAUGAGUAAAAAAUCACUGUCUAGUGAUGGGCAUGUAUCUAGAGCUUUGAAGGUAGAGGACAAAGAAAGAGAACAGAAACGUGAAAUUGAAGCAGCUAAAGAAAAUAGAUGCAGGGAAAAGUAUUAUGCAAAAUCAAUUCAGGAGCUUGACCUUUCGAACUGUCAACGUUGUACACCCAGCUAUCGGCUACUACCAGAUGAUUAUCCAAUACCUUCUGCUAGCCAGAGAUCUGAGCUUGGUGCUCAGGUUUUGAAUGAUCACUGGGUCUCUGUGACUUCAGGAAGUGAAGAUUACUCUUUUAAACAUAUGCGGAGAAACCAAUACGAAGAAAGCUUGUUCAGAUGUGAAGACGACAGAUUUGAGCUGGACAUGCUCUUAGAGUCUGUGAGCUCAACUGCUAAGCGUGCAGAAGAAUUGUUGACUCUCAUCAAUGAAAAUGAAAUUAAUCUGGAGGCCCCCUUCCAUAUAAAGGAUUACUUCAAUGCUAUAAAUUUAAGGUGCAUUGAGCGCUUGUAUGGUGAUCAUGGCCUUGAUGUGAUGGACAUAUUGCGCAAAAAUCCUGCGCUUGCACUACCAGUAAUCUUAACUCGUCUGAAGCAGAAACAAGAUGAAUGGACUCGGUGUCGUUCAGAUUUUAACAAGGUUUGGGCUGAAAUAUAUGCUAAAAACCAUUACAAAUCACUUGAUCAUCGCAGUUUCUACUUCAAGCAACAAGAUUCAAAGAACUUGAGCACAAAAUCUUUGGUGGCUGAAAUUAAGGAAUUGAAAGAGAAUAAGCUGGCAGAAGACAAUGUUCUUUUUGCUAUUGCUGCUGGUCACCGGCAACCUGUAAUGCCACACCUUGAAUUUGGAUACUCUGACCUCAGCAUUCAUGAAGAUUUGUAUAAACUUAUUAAAUAUUCAUGUGAAGAGAUGUGCUCGACCAAGGAACAGGUGAAUAAAGCUAUGAGGCUUUGGACUACCUUCUUGGAACCAGUGCUUGGUGUUCCAUCUCGACCUAAUGGUGUGGAUGGUGCUGAUGGUGUUGGAAAAGGUAGGCAUGCUACAAAUAACAGUGCAUCAAGCAUAGUGGAAAGUGAUGGAAGUCCUGUGCCUGAUAGUAGUCCUGGCCCUGAUGGUACUGUAGUGAAUUCUAGGCAACCAAGAUCUUCUGGCAAUGUUGAUGGAGAUAAACACUCUCUGGCGGAGCUAAAUAAUUUAAGCAGGAGUAUUCUGGCUAAUGGGAACACUUUUGCCAAAGAAAGUUGUUUAGACUUGGAUUUUGUGUCCAGAGAGGAUCUGACCUCUAGUUCUCUUCAACAGGAGAAAGAGCGCAAGGAUGUAGAAAUUACAGAUAAAAGGUCUGGAUUUAGCAUGCAGCUUACUUCUGGUGAACGAGCAGCAAAUUCCAAUGCAUCACAUGCAAUUGGUGCUGAAAAUCUUCAUGGAAGAACAGGCGUUGAAGUGACUUCAGGCUGUGGUGUAACUCAUUUGGGACAUAGUGAUAAUACUAGUGACGAUCAUAAAGCCAACUCUACUGUUGAUGCAGUUCCUCCAUCAGAGGGUGUUGAUCUUGCAAAACCAGCUUUAAUGGAGAAUGGAAUAUUUAAAGAUGGUGCUAAAGUUAGUAAAUUUUGUGAAGAAUCUGUUGGGCCUUCCAAAAUUGAAAGAGAAGAGGGCGAAUUAUCACCAAACGGUGAUUUUGAGGAUAAUUUUGGUCUCUAUGGACAUGCUGGUGUGAAGGCUAUGCCUAAGGCAAAACAAGGUGUUGAAAGCAGGCAGUAUAAGGCUGGAAACGAAGAAGGAUUGCGUUCUCAGAAUGCUGGAGGAGAAAAUGAUGCAGAUGCUGAUGAUGAGGACAGUGAAAAUGCUUCUGAGGCUGGUGAUGAAGCUUCAGGUAGUGAGUCUGCAGGAGAUGAGUGCUCCAGGGAAGAGCAUGAAGAGGAGGAAGAUGCAGAACGUGAUGAAGCUGAUGGCAAGGCAGAGAGUGAAGGUGAAGCAGAUGGGUUGGCUGAUCAGCAUUUUGUGGGAGGAGACAGCAUGCCAUUGCCAUUAUCAGAACGUUUUCUAUUGUCAGUUAAGCCUCUUGCGAAGUAUGUUCCAGCAACAUCACUUGAUGAAGACAGGAAAGGUUGUCAAGUAUUUUAUGGAAAUGAUGAUUUUUAUGUGCUUUUCAGGCUGCAUCAAACUCUAUAUGAAAGAAUUCAAUCAGCAAAAACAAACUCAACAACUGCUGAAUUGAAAUGGAGGGCUAAGGAUGCUAGUUGCCCUGAUCUCUAUGCUAGAUUCAUGGCUGCCCUGUACAAUUUGCUUGAUGGAUCUGCUGAUAAUGCAAAGUUUGAGGAUGAAUGUCGAGCUAUUAUUGGAAAUCAAUCAUAUGUGUUAUUUACCUUGGACAAGUUACUAUAUAGAUUGUGUAAACAGCUUCAAACUGUUGCAGCUGAUGAGAUGGAUAAUAAGCUUCUUCAACUGUAUGAGUAUGAAAGAUCCCGAAAACCUGGGAAGCUAAUUGAUUCAGUUUAUCACGAAAAUGCCCGUGUCCUUCUGCACGAGGAGAACAUAUACCGAAUGAAAUUUUCAUCUUCCCCGCCGUGUUUGUCUAUCCAGCUGAUGGACAAUGUGAUUGAAAAGCCAGAGGCAUUUGCUGUGUCCCUGGAUCCUAAUUUUGCAUCUUAUCUGCUUAAUGAUUUCUUGUCUGCCUUUCCUGGCAAGAAAGAGCCACAUGGCAUUGCACUCCAUAGAAACAAGCGUAAAUAUGCAAGCCUAGAUGAAUCUUCUGCGACAUGCAUGGCUAUGGAAGAUGUUCAAUUGGUUAAUGGUCUGGAGUGCAGGAUAGCUUGCAACUCUUACAAGAUCACAUAUGUUCUGGACACAGAAGAUUUCUUCUAUCGGAAGAAAAGAAGAAGUUCAUCACGAACCAGAUCUUCAUAUCAAAAUCAGGCAAGAACAGAAAAGUUUCACAGAUUUUUGGCUACCUCAUAAAUUUAGGUAUCCUCGCCCCUGGACUGUUACACUCAGAAGUCGUUGAGGCAGUCAGCCUAGAAGGAGGCACAAUGAAGUGGCGCAUCCUUCAUGUAUCAUCGUAUAAAAAGGGUGGUUCAGGAAUGUAGUAUACUUUUUUAGGGUUAUAAUAUAAUCAGCAUUGGAGCCAUUUCCGUCUGUAAAUAGGACUGUACGAGUAUGAUGAUGAUAAUGACAUUUUUGUAAAGAUAUGUUUGAUUGCUUUUUUCCUUCAUAGAUGAUGAUAAUUCCUUUCUGCA